This is a messenger RNA of Etheostoma cragini (Arkansas darter), 2519 nucleotides long. It is a transcript of the gene prepl, whose product is annotated as prolyl endopeptidase like. The record is from RefSeq and is a predicted model, not a curated record. The transcript is spliced from 14 exons. Gene Ontology annotation, molecular function: serine-type endopeptidase activity. Gene Ontology annotation, cellular component: Golgi apparatus; cytoskeleton. Gene Ontology annotation, biological process: proteolysis. Bases 275 to 2443 code for a protein of 722 amino acids. NCBI's taxonomy places the organism in Eukaryota, Metazoa, Chordata, Actinopteri, Perciformes, Percidae.
AGCGCGCUUUGUUUAGGAAAUGAUGCACGUGCAAAGAAUUUGCUCGCUGCUGUCAACGGUUAGGUAACCAACAGCAGGAUGUUUGAUUCAGUUAACGAAACAAUACAUAUUUCAGGUUGAAAUACAAUGCUUAUUUGUUUUGUCAAACGUAAGCGUUUAUUGUCGCGAUGACUGACAUCGACUUACUAGACAGGGACAGUUAUUUAAAACCACAUAUCCACAGCUAUCAUGUGUAGCUGAUUAGCUGAUUCACCGUUAAGGUUACAUCUUCGUAAUGGCUGUUCUCUCUUCUUUGUUGUGUUCAUCUGCUCGUCUUGUUACUCUAUCUCGGUUAGGAUUUGGGGAGCACGCCGUUUGCAAAAGGAUAUCAUGGCUCUCCUUGUCCGUCCAACUUUACACGUCGGACGCUUCACACCCAUCAGUUGAUCCUCUCAGCUCUGGACUUGAGAGGUACAAGGACUUGCAGAAGUAUUUCAACAAGAGACUGAAAGCAACGUACCGCAGGUUUUCCCACAUACCUGAUCACUCAGUGGUCUGUGGACAUCACCAUGUGUAUUUUGUUGAGGGUGAUGGCAUCUACAGAAUGGACCAGAGACAACGUGAGCCGGUGCCAGAGCAGGUGCUAAAUCUACGACAAGUCUCUGGACAGGAGGAGAAGACAGGACUUGAUAGUGAAGAGAGAAAGAAGAGGAUUCAGUGGACGGUCCAGAGACUUCGUCUGUCCCCACAGGAAAAACAUCUUGCUGCCACAUUAAAAGCUACUUACAGAGAAGAGCCGAGGUGUGUGGUUGUGAGGCUUGGAAAGAGAAAUUCCUCACCUCUGGAUUCCCCACACGUUGUAUUCUCAAUGGACAAAGUCUUCAGCUUUGAGUGGGCCACAGACAAGGUUCUGUUUUACACGACUUUGGAGGGUCUACGCUGCAGCAGAGUGUUUCGGCUGGACCUGACCUCCAGUGGAAGCAGGAUAACUUCUGUGUAUGAGGAAACACAUCCUGAUGUGUUUGUGGAGGUUGCCCUUUCCAGAGACCGACAGAUACUGAGCAUCAACUGCAACAGCAGGACCAGCUCAGAGGUGCUGCUAAUUGAUAAAACAACAUCCUGUUUAGAGGCUUUCCUGGUUCAGCCACGCCAGCUGGACCUCAUGUACCAUGUGGAGCACUGGAGAAAGUGUCUGGUUAUACUAACUAAUACAGGGCCUGGACAAGAAUAUCAGGUGGUACAGGCCCCUCUCUCAGAGCCAUCCAUGGUCUCCUGGGUGCCUUUGUUUACCCCUGGCCCUGGCACAGCUCUCAAAGACAUGGAUGUGGUCGGAGACCACUGUGUGUUGACUGCGAGAAACCCAGCCGGUGAACUUGUCCUGAUUGUGGUCCCACUGACCCAUACCAAGGAGGCAUACACUGUACAGCUCCCUUCCUGGGCCUGUGGAAUCCACACAAAGAAACCAGGCAGGGCAGACCAACACAGUGUGUUAGAGUUCCUGAUUUCAUCUCCAGUCCACUUCCCGGUGCCCUACUGUCUAUACCCUGAGGAUGGGCUACUUUUAUCAGGCACUAAAGAUGGGUCCUCCCCAGAGAAGCAGGGCAAUUAUACCACCACACGCUUAGAGGCCUGCAACCAAGAUGGUACCUUGGUGCCAAUGACAUUGUUUCAUUCACUACCCGUGGAGGGUUUGAGUCAGGCGCCGCUACUAGUCCACGUCUAUGGAGCUUAUGGCAGAGAUCUCAACAUGGACUUUUGCCCAGUGCAAAGGCUGCUGCUGGAGCAGGGCUGGGCUCUGGCCUACUGCCACAUCAGAGGUGGAGGAGAGCGGGGUCUGUCCUGGCAAAGACAAGCUCGUGUGGAAGGGAAGCAGAAAGGAGUGGAGGACCUCCAAGCCUGUCUCAAUCACCUUUUCUCUUUAGGAAUCUCCUCUCCUCAACUCACUGCUCUUGCAGCCUGCAGUGCUGGGGCUGUGCCAGUGGGAGCACUGUGCAACAGACACCCACACAUGAUGCGGGCUGUCACACUGCAGGCUCCUUUCCUGGAUGUGUUGGGAGCUAUGGAGGAUCCCAGCCUGCCGCUAACUUUGGAGGAUAUAGAAGAAUGGGGGGACCCAGUAGGAAACCCAGAACAUAGACUUACCAUCUCCUCCUACUGUCCCCUUCACAACAUUACCCCUCAGGUAUUGACAGGAGGAUCGGUAAGGGAGAAAUGUAGCUGCAGUUUUUUUGUGCAUUGGCUUAUCUUCUCCCCCAUUCUGCCUUUGACUGCUGACUCUGUUUUCCUUGUUCUUUUAGAAUGUGAACCAGCACCAAACAUAGUUCUAAAUAUCCAACCUGGAUCAAAUCACCUCGGCCCAGAAGACUUAGAACUGAUGCUGGAGGAGGAAGCCCUUGCGCUAGCAUUCCUCUACACCGAGCUGGGCCUGGACCCUCCUCGGUCCCCGCGCAACAGGAAGAGGUAGCACAGCCAUCAGGAGACAGUUAGGAAUCAAAGGACAAAUGACCCAAACAUUUAUUAAUAUUAUUAUUAUUAUUAUU